GCCAUUUUGCGCAGGAGGGAGGUGCCUUGUGUCUCCUGAACUCCGUCACCUAGCACAGCGGCAGGCAUCGCGGCUUAUUUCGGGCUCCGAUCUCAGUCUACUUCAACUCCCAGACUUUUCCUGUGCGUUCCAGGACUUUCUCCACAACUAGUCUAUUUUUUUCUUUCCAGGUGGCCAUUUUGACCUUUGACUGAAAGGUCAAUUCCCAAGUUCCGAACGCAGGCUUGGAAUGUGAGGGGGAACAGAGCCUGAAUUCUUCAGGCUGUAGCCGUGGGCCCCCAAGUUUGUAUGUCUCUUUGUUGUCUAAGACACUCCAGAUCUGACCUCCAAAACUGACCCACGAGUUUCCAAAUCUAUCUCUAGAGAAUGAGGGUCUUCUAUGUAAUCCAGGCUGUCUUGAAUUCGAGAUCGUCCAUCUUUCAAGUGCUGGGAUUACAGAUACAUGCUACAACACCCAACUGGCCUAAAAGCUUGGAAAUCUCCAUCCCUGAAAUCAGCCCUUUUGGAGGAUCCAGCCUUCUCACAUUUCAGCCCCUCCUGAACACCCCAAAAUGACUUCUCCAUGCCAUCUUCCCCUAGAAUCCCUUAUCUCUCCAAGAACCCCUAUGCCACAAGCCCCCAUCAUUCCACCACCACCUCUACCCACAAGUUCUUUGAACUUAGCUUUUCCAUUUCCUACUUGCGGUCUCCAGGCCCCUGUUCCCCCACCACCCCCACUCCCUCCUCCAUCUCUUGCCAUAGGACGUGCUCCCCCUCAUGUCUAUGGCCUGGAGAAGAGCCAGCUCCUGAAGGAGGCCUUGGAAAGGGCUGGUCCAGUCCCCAAGGGCAGAGAGGAUGUGAAGAGGCUGCUGAAGCUGCACAAGGACCGGUUCCGAAGUGACUUGCAGUGGAUUCUCUUCUGUGCUGAUGUGCCGUCUCUCAUCCAAGAAGGCCCUCAGUGUGGCUUGGUGGCCUUGUGGAUGGCAGGCACUCUUCUGUCACCACCUGGCAGUGUCCCCCUGGCAAGACUCGUGCAGGUGGCCAUGGAGAGAGGCUACACAGCCCAAGGAGAGAUGUUCUCUGUGGCUGACAUGGGCAGACUAGCACAGGAGACACUGGGCUGCCAGGUUGAGCUACUCUGUGGCGGCCUGGGCAGUCCCAACAGAGCCCGUGUCCUGCAGCACCUUGUCACUGGACAUCCCCUGCUCCUCCCCUAUGAUGAGGACUUCAACCAUGAGCCAUGUCAGAGAAAGGGCCACAAGGCCCACUGGGCAGUGAGUGCAGGGGUCCUGCUGGGUGUGCACGAUAUACCAUGCUCCGGCUAUCUGGAGGACCCUGAGCUGCCAGGCCUGUUCCACCCAGUGCCUGGCACACCCUGCCAGCCACCAUCCCUGCCAGAGGAAGACUCUCCUGGCACUGUCUUCCUUCUCUCCAAACAAGGCAAGAGUUGGCACUAUCAGCUGUGGGACUACAGCCAAGUCCAUGACAGCAACCUGCAGCUGACAGACUUCUCUCCUUCGAGGGCCACUGAUGGACGGAUGUAUGUGGUGCCUGCUGGUGGGGUGCGUGCAGGCCUCUGUGGCCAGGCCCUGCUCCUCAGACCACAGGAGUUGAGCCACUAGUUGGGACUGGCCUCACCUUGGAUCUGUCACCAUUGGACGAGUGCCUUAGCUUCUUCCCAUGUGACAGCCAUAGGUUUAUCCUGGAUUUUUGAGGGCCUCUCACUUUACAGGGUCCCCACACCCAUCCCAUCUCAAGCCUGGCAUCAUCCCAAGCCCUUCCCUUCUAGGACUGAGCACUGAUCCCCCUCUCCAGGGAGACACUGAUGACAACUCAAAACUGUCUAUCCCACCUGACUAUGCCAGUCACCUGUUGCUCUCUGGAGACAUCUUUUAAGCCACCAUCACCUCACUAGACAUCUAUAGAAGCCUCCUCCUGGACCCUCUGCCACCUCCAGCCCCCAUUCUGCUCAGAGGACAGGGACCCAGUGCUCCCCACUCAGCUCCGUUUGGCCCAGGCUUUCCUCACCCUUUCUGCCUACCAGCUGUACUGGCCUUUCAGGUCUCUAGACUGUGGGGCUCCACCCCCAGCUCUGUGCUAAAGGUCACUACUUAACUUCUCCAUCUUGGCUCAUGUAUCACUUCCUCCGGGAAGAGUUCCUCAGGCCAGGCCCCAUUCCCCCGCCAUUCUGGAGGUUUUACUUUUGGUCUUUUUUUUUUUUUUCCCCAUGGGACUACGCUUUGAACUCAAAGCUUCAUGUUUACAAAGCAGGCACUUUAUCACUUGAGGCACAC
Molecule: messenger RNA, 2273 nt
Organism: Castor canadensis (American beaver)
Lineage: Eukaryota; Metazoa; Chordata; Mammalia; Rodentia; Castoridae
Gene: Actmap
Product: actin maturation protease
Source: RefSeq, a predicted model, not a curated record